AGAUACUUGUGCCACGACAGGCAACAGCUCCUGUGAUCGGUUGGCACAUCUCGUGUGUCUGCAUAUCUGAGUGACCAUGAUGCUGAACUAUUUCUACCUAUUGUUGCUAGCUUUUAUUGCGUGUCAAAUUGCGACAGCGCAAAAUGAAGACGAUCUACAAAUACCAGUUGAGAAUGAUAACCAAUUCCCACCAGACAAUCAUUCAGAUGUCAUUGAAGGCAGUGGUGAAGGUGUGAUUGAUGAACCCCAAACUGAAACAACUGAAGCACCACCGAUAGAACACAUCGAGUCUCGAUUAUUAUCAGAAGAUGAUGAGGAGACACCAGUAACAGGCGUAAAUGCACCCGUUACAGGCGAUGAUGAUGUUUGUCCAAAGCCUUGUGUUUGUCGUGUAGAAGGAACUACGAAUGACUUUGUGAUAGACUGUUCCGGAUACGGUUUGACAGAAUUCCCAUCGCCUUUGAAUGAAAAAGCUACGAUUCUAAAUAUACAGAAGAAUAAAAUUGUUGAAAUACCCAAUUCAAUAUCGAUGCUGAAAAACUUGAAAAUAUUGAAAGCCAGUGAUAAUGAAAUCAUGACUAUAGUGCCUGGCUCGAUCAGCGAGCUUCCGGAAUUAGUCACUUUAGAACUUCGAAACAAUCGGCUAAUUGAUUAUCCUAAUGACCUCAAAAACAGUUUUGGACAACUAAAACUGCAAGAUUUGGAUUUGGGUGGCAACGAUAUGCGGACGACUUUAACAGCCGAUCUUUUCUCCAAAUUCGAAUCACUAAGAAAGAUUACGCUACCUACAUCUACUCCAGAUUUACAACAAGACUUAUGUUCUGUACUAUCAAAAAGUUUAUUAAAAGUAUGCACCAAAUCAUGUGAACACGAUACAUAUGAUUGUAAAGAAGAAGAUUUUGACGGUGAAGAUUUACCAGUAUUGCCUGGUAUGAUUGCCGUCGAUAAUAACGACGAUGAAUCAGUAUUUGACAAUCAAGAAAAUAGAAAGGUGGAUAGUAAUCCUCAACAAGAGACAUCCAGUGUCAGUUCAACAGAGGACAAUACGCCAAAAGUUUCUGGUAAAAUUACAGCAGCAGAGUUUUCUUUCCGAUCUGCUAUCAACAAGCAACCCGAAGACGUACAGCCUUCUAAUUCUAUAAAUGAAAACCCAGAUAAACCUCCAAGUACAACGGAGGUAGCAGUAAAAGUUGGUGCGACAACUGAUACUAAAACUGGCGGUGUCAAUAAAACUAUCAUCGGUUUAGUUGUGGUCGGUAUGGUUGUAAUAGUAGCUGUAAUAACAAUCAAGAAGAACUGGAAUUCAAUCGCAAAACGAUUUGGAUCUAACUCGAACAGCAGAACACCGAACCAACAAACCGGAGGUAACGCUAAUGGUUCAGCUCCAGAAGAAGUACCUUUACAAGAUAAAUCGCCGGUUUAAAGUAGGUUUAUGUCAUCAAAACGUAUAAUAAUAACGUUUCUAAUUUAUUAAUGGUGAAUUGUUACAAAAGUACGAUCUGAAAAAUUGUUAUUCUGCUGACAUUUUUCAACAAUGGUUUUGUUGCUGAUUAUGAAAAUAUUUUUGAAUUUUAAAUGCGUGUUAAUAAUUAUACAUUAGCUAAAAUGGAUACAGUUUGUAAGAAGAUAUUUGUUACGUAGAUAAAUAUAUUAGCUGUGCCAUUUAAUCA
Molecule: messenger RNA, 1670 nt
Organism: Diatraea saccharalis (sugarcane borer)
Lineage: Eukaryota; Metazoa; Arthropoda; Insecta; Lepidoptera; Crambidae
Source: the annotation of a GenBank genome assembly